This is a messenger RNA of Zymoseptoria tritici IPO323, 1029 nucleotides long. RefSeq lists its product as uncharacterized. Lineage: Eukaryota; Fungi; Ascomycota; Dothideomycetes; Mycosphaerellales; Mycosphaerellaceae. The transcript has 3 exons. The coding region runs from base 1 to 1029 and encodes 342 amino acids. The record is from RefSeq and is a predicted model, not a curated record.
AUGAACACCUGGAAACGUGGGAUUGCACGGCAGUCGAGAAGCAUAUGGUUGUUCCUGGUCUGCUGUACCAUUGGUGCCACCGUAUUCUACUGCUCAACGACGGUGCUCUACGGCUCUGCUGCCGGCAUCAGCUUUGUUCGCCUAUUCAAACCACACGCACAUCUGGAGGACGAGGUCGCGCUUGUGGUUGCCAGUCAAAAAGGGGACGAUACCGCAUGGCUUGAUGCCUUCUCGAAAUGGACACGAUCGAUCUAUGUCACCGAUGAUCCGACGGCGGCUCUCACGGUGCCGAUGAAUAAAGGCCGCGAAGGCAUGGUGUACCUCACCUACAUCAUCGAUAACUACGACCACCUCCCGUCGACUGUGAUAUUCACCCACUCUGAGAGAUAUCAGUGGCACAACGAUGACCCUCUAUACGACGGGCAGUCCGUCCUGGCAAGGUUGAACACGACCUACGUCCGCGAAGAAGGCUAUGUCAGCCUACGCUGUGGAUGGCAUUUGGGCUGUCCUGCAGCCAUCCGCCCUCUCGAGCAAGCAAAACUCCCUGCUCCGGCAUCGGAUCCAACUUCCGAACACGCAAAGGCUGGCAGCUUCUACAAAUCAGCGUUUGAGGAUAUGUUCCCAGACACACCGGUUCCAGACGCCAUUGGUGUUGGCUGCUGUGCGCAAUUCGCUGUCUCGGCAGACACUAUUCGGUCGAGGAGCGUGGAAGAUUAUCAGCGCUAUAGAGGCUGGCUUGUGAGGACUGAAUUGAAUGACGAUCUUAGUGGAAGGAUGAUGGAGUACUUGUGGCAUAUCAUUUUCGGAAAAGGACCAGUGCAUUGUCCGAGAGCCGAAGAUUGCUAUUGCAAAGUAUACGGAAUGUGCGACUUGCCGUGCGAAGACGACGGAGGAUGUAAGGCAGUGUACACUCUACCGCCGUUCUCCUCUCUUCCGGAAGGAUGGCCAGACGUCGACUGGACCGGUGAUUCGCGUAACUCCGACGAGUUGAGGCUCAAGUUCGACACGGAGUAUGGACCCAAUCUGUGA